Molecule: messenger RNA, 1253 nt
Organism: Elaeis guineensis (African oil palm)
Lineage: Eukaryota; Viridiplantae; Streptophyta; Magnoliopsida; Arecales; Arecaceae
Source: RefSeq, a predicted model, not a curated record
AAAAACAACACGCAUCGCAUCUGGGAUCGGAGUCAUCGGACAAGAAACCGCAACCAGGGGGAGGGAGAGGGAUUUUGCGGAGGGAGAGGAAAAAAGGGCGAUAAAAGGGGGCCGAAAGGAACUGAGGAGAGGGAGAAGGGUUCGCCGCUUUCGAUAGGGUUUUGCGCAGGGCUAGGGUUUGGUUGCCAUGUCUGCGGGGAUCUGCGGGAAGCGCUUAGGGUUGGAGGAAAUCUUCGGAUCUCCGGCUCCGGCCCCGUCGGCGAAGAGAUCUCGCUGCUCGAGCUACGGAUCUCCCGUCCGGUCCUCCGAUUUCGGCCUCGUAUCCGACGACAAGGUCAACAUCCUCCUCCGCAUGUUCCCGUCUAUGGAUCGGGAGGUUGUGGAAAUUGUUUUAAAGACUCAUGAUCACAAAAUUGAUGAUGCCAUCAAGAGUCUUCAUUCUCUAUGCCUUGGCGAUGAUUCCACAAGAACUGAAUCAGCACAGCUUAACUCAAUUCUCCAAGCAAAUGAAAAUGCUGUUGAAGCUGUUAGCAAUUCUCAGACAUCCAAGCAGAAGGUUGAAGGUACUCAGAAUGACAGUUUGGUUUCUGAGUCUCGUAUUCCCCAAGAUGUGCCUUCGUGGGUUGAUAUUUUUGUACAAGAAAUGAUGAAUGCCUCAAAUUGGGAUGAUGUCCGAGGCCGUGCUAUGAAAAUCUUGGAAGCUUUCGAAAGAAAUGUUGUUGCACAAACUACAACAUCAGUGGAGGAGAUUGCUUCUCUUAAAGAACAAUUGCAGUGUUUGUUGAGAGACAACCAGAUUCUGAAGAGAGCUGUUGCUAUUCAGUAUGACCGCAAUAUGGAGCAUGAGAAGGAGCUAAAGGAGGUGCAGCAAUUGAAGCAUGUUAUUAGUCAGUACCAAGAGCAAAUCCGGACGUUGGAGCUGAACAAUUAUUCAUUGACGGUACAUCUUCAGAGGGCACGAGAAUCCAGUUCUAUUCCCGGUCAGUUUCACCCAGACAUAUUCUAGAGCCCACCUUCCUGACAUGUAAUCAUUUUAUGUCAUGGUAUGAACCUACACUUGAAAAAUUAAGAUUUCUUAUCGAUGCUUGAGCUAGUAAUUUAGCCUUGCUCAUGCUAUGGCAUCUCUUCGCCAGCCAUGUACCAGAGAGUUUUCAAUCAAUUUGUUGUAACAUGCUUCUUGUGAGGGCAUGUUCUUAUCUUUGCUAUGGUGUUUGUGCUAUAGUUAAUAGUUUAAAAGAGUAACAUUCCUCGGG